Molecule: messenger RNA, 1534 nt
Organism: Peromyscus eremicus (cactus mouse)
Lineage: Eukaryota; Metazoa; Chordata; Mammalia; Rodentia; Cricetidae
Gene: Il17d
Product: interleukin 17D
Exons: 3
Coding region: 190-819 (209 amino acids)
Biological process (GO): inflammatory response
Cellular component (GO): extracellular region
Molecular function (GO): cytokine activity
Source: RefSeq, a predicted model, not a curated record
UCGAGGCCAGUCACCACCUCCUCCUCCUCCUCCUCCUCCUCCAGCCAGGCGGACCGCGCCAGUCCACUUCUGUGGGGGCGACACCCAGCCCGCAGGCCACACGCCCCGCGUGUGCGGCGCCUUUAUUUACUUCGCUCACGAGCCAUCAGCCCCCCUCCUAACAAGUCUGGAAAGCAUUUCGGUGACGCGAUGUUGGGGACACUGGUCUGGAUGCUCGCGGUCGGCUUCCUGCUGGCCCUGGCGCCGGGCCGCGCGGCGGGCGCGCUGAGGACCGGGAGGCGUCCGGCGCGGCCGCGGGACUGCGCCGACCGGCCCGAGGAGCUCCUGGAGCAGCUGUACGGGCGGCUGGCGGCCGGGGUGCUCAGCGCCUUCCACCACACGCUGCAGCUCGGGCCGCGCGAGCAGGCGCGCAACGCCAGCUGCCCGGCCGGGGGCAGGCCCGCCGACCGCCGCUUCCGGCCGCCCACCAACCUGCGCAGCGUCUCGCCCUGGGCGUACAGGAUUUCCUACGACCCAGCUCGCUUCCCGAGGUACCUGCCUGAGGCCUACUGCCUGUGCCGUGGCUGCCUGACCGGGCUCUUCGGUGAGGAGGACUUCCGCUUCCGCAGCGCUCCUGUCUACUCCCCGGCCGUAGUGCUCCGCCGCACCGCGGCCUGCGCGGGCGGCCGCUCAGUGUACGCUGAGCACUACGUCACCAUCCCGGUGGGCUGCACCUGCGUGCCCGAGCCCGACAAGGCCUCAGACACCGCCAACUCCAGCAUGGACAAGCCAGGAGCCAGGCUGCUGCUCGGGCCCGGCGACAGGCCAGCAGGGCGCUGAUGCCAGGGACUGGCCGCCACCACCCAGCUUCCUUCGUGCAUCUGUUUCCCCAACCCAGACCCUACCCCACCCCCGCCGCUGCCCACUUUUUCCGGAGGGACAACUACAUAAGCCUUAAAUAUAUUUGUAUUUUUCAAAAUAGACACUACAUACCUAAGGCUAUUUUGAAUAGAGGCGGAAACUAUUUUCGUAUUAGUAAUUUAGAGCAAGCAUGUUCUUUUUAAAACUUCCUUGACAUACAAGCAAAUUAUAAACAUCCGUUUUCCUCUAAUAGGAUUCUUGAGCGCAUAAUUGUGGUGCUCAGAUGAACUUCUGUUAGCUGACACUGUGUCCUCUCCCUGAGUUCAGCCUGUUGCUAGGGCUCACCAAGAGAGCAUCACACAGAUGCCCCGAAUCUGUGCCCCGAGGCCUCUCAGGUCCUCGGAGAGAGAGGGAUUUGAGGGGCCUCCGGGUUCCGGAAACCAGACUCUCUCUUGUUCUUUAGCAUAUGGAUGGUCUCAACUUUAUGACAACUUAGUUUUUUUUGGUGUUUUUCUUCCACUUUUAAAAGCCACUGGCCUCAAUUUAUGGCAGGAGGUGGAAUGUGGCUUCUUAGCCAGUUCUCAGGGAGCUCCAAGUACACAUGGGCUUAGUUUUAUGGGCUUCUGGAUCAGCCAAGCCUGCGGAGGAAGGAGGGCCAGGUCUCCAGAGUGUGGGGGCCUCCCUCUGGGUGUGA